AUGUCGUCCUACGGCUGCUUCUAUCGCCACCUGAGAGAGAAUCGCUUUGUGACGAGCUACCUCCCUCAGGUGGGGCUCGAUAUCCAUGCGCAUGUACUCUCUAGCAACACUCGAACGACCAUCACCCAAACCUAUAUUAAUCCAUCUAACACGGAAUCCAUCCCAGAGCUUUUCUAUUCCUUCCCCCUCUAUGAUGGCGCCAGCAUCGUUGGGUUCACCUGUCGCGUUGGCAAUGAAGUGAUCCGUGGACAAGUCAAACCGAAAAGGAAGGCCGAGGAGGUCUAUCAGGAAGCCAAGUCGAAGGGACAAACCGCUGCAAUUUUCGAUCAAUCCUCCGAUGCAGCCGAUGUCUUCAAAACUCGCCUAGGAAAUGUCCCUGCUGGAGAGGUGGUUCACAUCGAUAUCAUCCUAGUUCAGGAAUCCAAGCAAGAUGUCCAGACCGAUGGAAUUCGAUACACAGUCCCGAUUACGAUCGCCCCACGAUACGGUACUCGGAAUGACGACCAGAGACCUAGCGCGCCCGAGGGUAUUACUGUCAAGACGGCGAUUAAAGUUGAUGUGGUUACGGAAAGUGACUCUAAUAUUCGCAAUAUUCGGUCGCCAACUCAUCCUAUCGAGGUAAGUAUCGGCCGGAUAUCGACCAUGCCAGAAACUACUUCCAAAUCGUGCUAUGCCUCUGUCAAACUCCAGGAGAAUGUGGUAAUCCAAGAGGAUUUUGUUCUGACAGUCACGUCAAGUCAGCAAGAUCUUCCCUCUGCUUUUCUGGAGACACACCCGGUGCUGCCAAAUCAGCGAGCAUUGAUGGUCUCUCUGAUUCCGAAAUUUGGCUUGCCCCAGAGUGCUUCUGAGAUUAUCUUUGUGAUUGACCGCAGUGGCAGUAUGGUGGACAAAAUUCGAACCCUCCGAUUGGCGCUCGAAGUGUUCCUCAAGUCCCUCCCCAUUGGUAUCCAUUUCAAUAUCGUGUCAUUUGGGAGCGGGAGCACUUCGCUGUGGCCGCGAAGCAAAAUCUGUGAUCGGGAAAACUUGGAGGAAGCUCUGAAAUACACAAAGAAAAUCAAAGCCGAUAUGGGUGGGACUGAGAUCUUGAAUGCCCUCCGGACUGCCGUGGCCAACCGUUACCAGGACAAGGUCCCCGAAGUCCUCCUUCUGACAGACGGGGAAGUUUGGAACCAGAACGAUGUUUUUGAUUUUGUGGGAAAGGCCGUGAAGGAAAGUUCGGCACGUUUUUUCACAUUAGGUAUUGGAAAUGGUGUUUCCCAUUCGCUUAUCGGUGGAAUUUCUCGAGCGGGCAUGGGCUUCUCCCAGUCGGUCCAGAACUAUGAAGAGCUAAACAAAACAGUUGUGCGAAUGCUAAAGGGUGCAUUGAUGGCGCGCGUGACCGAUGCCACCUUGAACAUGAACUUACCAGAUCUUGAAGGCGAAGACUUUAUGGUGGUCGAACCGACUGGAGAACACCUUAAGGACGAUCUGGCAGAAGGAACUAACAAGCCGAUCAAUUUAUUUGACGACAAAUACGAAGAAUCUGACAAGGUUGAAGAUGUGCACCUACCUCUUCCAAAAUUCACUACUCCGAGUAUCAUUCAAGCACCUGUUGAUUUACCUACACUUUUCCCAUUCAUUCGAUCCACGGUCUAUAUUCUCUUCUCUGGUGACAUCCCUUCCUUUCCAAAGACAAUCAGACUCAGUGCAAAAAGCGACCAUGGUCCAUUGGAACUAGAUAUUCCGGUCCAAGACAUUGGAAACGGCGAAACCAUUCACCAGCUGGCAGCCAAAAGGGCGAUGGGCGAACUUGAGGAAGGACAUGGUUGGAUCCAUGCUACCAAGGAUGUUGACGGGGCUCUGGUCACAAGCAAAUGGGAAAGCCGGGUCGAGGAGCUGGUUCAAAAUGAAUGUGAGAGACUUGGGGUGCGCUUCCAAAUUGCGGGAAAGCACUGCUCCUUUGUCGCAGUCCAGGACCCCCAUCAUUCCGAGGACAAAAGUGUAGGUCGGGUCUCCUCUGGGGCCCUAGCAGGGAUGAGGAUUCAAAACUGGAUAACAGUCUUGAAAUUUCGGACUUCGAUAUGUGCGAUGCAGAAAGGCCUCUUGCUGCCAGCGCUCCGCCUGUCUUUGCCGCUUUGUCACCCGCAUAUUGCCCCGAAGGUGAAUCAGAUCAAAACAUGGGGUUUGCUCUUUUUGAUGGAUCAAGUGAACAAGAGAUCGUGA
This is a messenger RNA of Penicillium manginii, 2202 nucleotides long. Its product is annotated as VIT and vWA domain-containing protein. Lineage: Eukaryota; Fungi; Ascomycota; Eurotiomycetes; Eurotiales; Aspergillaceae. The coding region runs from base 1 to 2202 and encodes 733 amino acids. The record is from RefSeq and is a predicted model, not a curated record. The transcript has a single exon.